UGUGAUCUCUGAAGUACAAAUAUACUCUUUUAUUUAGAUGAGACUGCUUGGCCAGACUCUUGACUUUUUCGUGGAGGAAAGCGGAGAAAAUUUCUCUGUGGGUGAACGACAACUAAUAUGUUUAGCACGGGCAAUAUUGCGUCAAAACAAGAUUUUGGUCCUUGACGAGGCCACGGCGUCCAUUGACACUUCCACAGACGCCAUGAUACAGAAUACGAUCCAGGAAAGCUUCUCUGAUUGUACCGUCCUGACGAUCGCCCACAGACUCAACACUGUCUUACAUUGUGACGUCAUACUAGUCAUGGACGGUGGGCGGGUGAUAGAAGUUGGUAAUCCAAAGACCUUGUUAAAAAAUACGUCCUCGCAUUUCAGCAAUAUGAUUCGUGCUCAAACCGCAUUGCCAUCAGAUAAUUGAAAUUAAUCAAUAAUGGUUGUGUAUGCAUACAUUAC
Messenger RNA from Pecten maximus, 450 nucleotides. RefSeq names its product multidrug resistance-associated protein 9-like. Gene Ontology annotation, biological process: transmembrane transport. Gene Ontology annotation, cellular component: membrane. The transcript is spliced from 2 exons. The record is from RefSeq and is a predicted model, not a curated record. Lineage: Eukaryota; Metazoa; Mollusca; Bivalvia; Pectinida; Pectinidae. Bases 38 to 415 code for a protein of 125 amino acids. Gene Ontology annotation, molecular function: ATPase-coupled transmembrane transporter activity; ATP binding; ATP hydrolysis activity.